Molecule: messenger RNA, 423 nt
Organism: Botrytis deweyae
Lineage: Eukaryota; Fungi; Ascomycota; Leotiomycetes; Helotiales; Sclerotiniaceae
Exons: 2
Coding region: 1-423 (140 amino acids)
Source: RefSeq, a predicted model, not a curated record
AUGAAUUCUUCAGUUAAGGCACCUCGACUGACUGAUUCCGCUUGGCUCAAGAAGAACGGCUUUGAGUCGAUGAAUCAUUUCAUGUUUUCUUACCAACUAAGAAUGGAAAAUGAAAAGGAUUACGAACGUGGCAAGAUGGUACUGGCGGCAAUCAGAGCGAUCAAGGAGGAUGAAGCAAUGUCUGACGCUGAAAGAUCCACUGGUUUUCCAAAUACUUCCGAACAGACGCAGACCAAUAGUGCCGCGAAUAAUGAUGCUGGAGACCGCUCGGAUGCACCCGGUAAUCAAGAUGGAAGGCAACUUUCUGCAGGCGAUAGCACUGGUCCAAGUGAGGACAUCCUCGAUGACAAGAAACCAGUUGAGUUUAUGGGAACUUUGAGGUCGUAUCCGUCUUAUGGUAGUGGAGGAUCAGCAAAAGAUUGA